UCUCCGUGAAAAGCUCUUUUUCGUUUCCUGAACCUCCGGCUCGGCUGAAGCCUCGAUCGCCGCAUGCCUGCGAAUGCAAUGGUUCGGUUUAACGCACGCGCUCAACAGCCCGGCUCUGCGAGACACCCAAGUGCUAUUCUGAGUUUUUUCAAAGCAUCCCGAGGACUUUUUCUAUGACAAUCUUUCUCUCUUUUUUUUCCCUGAGCACGCGAACGAAACGCAGGAUAAAAUGAUCGCUCUCUUUCCGUGAUUUUUGUUCCUCCACAAACCGCUCUGUGUGUCUCUGCGCGCGCGCGCGCGCGUGUUUAUUUUUCGCCUCUCUCCGCUACGGGACAGUUUGAGCUCAGCGCCAAAGACCGUGUCUUUUGCUCAAAGUUGUGUGAUGGUCUGGCUGGUGAAGCGGCGGCUUUUAACGGCGGACAGAGUCCGGUAGAGGUUGGCGGAGAGUGCGGUGGGAAGCCGCGCGCGCGACUCGAGGCGGGGUUAAAGUUCAUCACGGAGCGCUGAGGCAGCGCCGCUCGCGCUUCGCCACAGUCGGAAAUGUGAAAGCAAGCAAGAAGCAGCCUUUAUUUUCCCCCUCUCUCCCUUUUCUGUCUGUCUCUUCUUUUUUUUCUUCUUUUUCAUACACACACACACACACACACACACACACACACACACAGCGGACGCUGCGAUCAGAAGUAAACGGACACACAUACACACACACACACACGCUCACACACAUCAACACGUACAUACAUAAACACGCCGAUUCGUUACAGUUAUCCAAACACACACAUACACACACAAUUCACAAAUUCGACCACCAGAUAUGUAUUCUCCGCUAUGCCUAACACAGGAUGAAUUCCAUCCUUUCAUUGAAGCACUGCUGCCCCACGUGCGUGCGUUCGCCUACACUUGGUUUAACCUGCAGGCCCGCAAGCGAAAGUACUUCAAGAAGCACGAGAAGCGCAUGUCCAAGGAAGAGGAGCGCGCCGUGAAGGACGAGCUGCUCAGCGAGAAGCCUGAGGUCAAGCAGAAGUGGGCGUCGCGGCUGCUGGCCAAACUGCGCAAGGACAUCCGUCCCGAGUUCCGCGAGGAUUUUGUGCUCACCGUGACGGGGAAGAAGCCUCCGUGCUGCGUGCUCUCCAACCCCGAUCAAAAAGGCAAGAUGAGGAGGAUCGACUGCCUGCGCCAGGCAGACAAAGUGUGGCGCUUGGACUUGGUCAUGGUGAUUUUAUUCAAAGGUAUUCCCCUCGAAAGUACUGAUGGCGAGAGGCUGGUUAAAUCACCGCAGUGCUCAAACCCAGGGUUGUGCGUGCAGCCGCAUCACAUAGGAGUUUCAGUUAAGGAGCUGGACCUGUACUUGGCCUACUUUGUACAUGCAGAAACUGCGCAGUCUGAAAGUCCAAACCAGCCCAGUGAAGGGGACGUUAAGGACCAGCCAGAAAAUGGACAUCUGGGCUUCCAGGACAGUUUCGUCACAUCAGGUGUCUUCACCGUCUCCGAACUUGUCCGAGUCUCGCAGACCCCAAUUGCGGCAGGGACAGGACCCAACUUCUCACUGGCAGAUUUGGACAGCUCCUCUUACUACAGUAUGAGCCCAGGUGCUAUGAGGCGGCCCCUACCCAGCACCUCUUCUAGCAGUUCUGCAAAGCGGAUUAAGUGCAUGGAGGAGGAGGUGGACAGUCCAGGCGAGGAGUCCUACUACCCUGGUCAGGGGCGAUCCCCAGGCAGCGGAAGCCAAGCCAGCAGCUGGCAUGAAGUAGAGCCAGCGAGUCCUCAUGCCACGCCGUCAAGUCUUCAUUUCCCGACGUCUCCAAUAAUCCAGCAGCCCGGCUCCUACUUCUCUCACCACGCCAUCCGCUACCACCCGCAGGAGACGCUCAAGGAGUUUGUCCAACUUGUCUGUCCUGACAGUGGUCAGCAAGCUGGACAGGUGGGCUUCCUGAACCCCAAUGGCAGCAGUCAAGGGAAAGUUCACAACCCGUUCUUGCCCACGCCCAUGUUGCCCCCACCGCCACCCCCGCCCAUGGCGCGACCUGUGCCACUGCCCGUGCCAGACUCCAAACCUCCCUCCACCACGGCCGAGGGAGGGGGCACCUCGCCCACCUCGCCAACCUACUCCACACCGAGCACGUCCCCUGCCCAGCGCUUUGUCAGUGUGGGCCCCAGAGACCCCAGCUUUGUAAAUAUCCCCCAGCAGCCUCAGUGGUACCUGGGCUAAGGAGUCCAGAUUCAGACCGGCCUCUCCCGAGCUCACAUGCCCCUCCCUGCCUUCCCUGAGUGUGACCUUCAAAUGUGCCCACCGGUGUGACGCGCCAGGAUCUGCCCGCCGCCCUCAAUGCCCACAGACCCCCAGCAUGGCUACAGCAGAACCCAGAACAAAUCCAAACAACUCAACUCAACACGCUUACAACAAACAUACUCAGUAUCUGUAUAUCCCAUAUAUAUUCCUCCAGAUGUAUGGUUUCUAUUCCUGUAUUCAUAUAUAGUAACUGUCCAGCUCUUCUCUCUCCAGGAGAUUGGGCUUGAAAAUGGAGAGAUCUGAUUUACUUGGAAACGUGCAUGAUUUUUUUUUUUUUUUUUUAAUUUUGUUCAACCAGAUAAGGAAAACAUAAUGUGACACAAUCGAAGAGCUUCCUUCAGUCCAUGACUGUACCCAGUCUCAUCGAGAGCUGAAUCUCUAUCAGUAAUUCCUGAAUUUGUUGCAGUUUCACGUAUUGGCUACGUGAUUUGAUCAUCCCGGACUGGCGCUCCCCGUGCUCCUCUCCCUCGUGUUUGGCAGGAUCUGGCGGAUCUGGCAUUUUUUUGGGGUAAAACCCUACUUCUGCUUGUGGACUUCUUACAGAGGUUUUACUUGGAUCAGAUAUUCCACCAGCUAAAACCUCUCUCUUGACUCAAUAGUCUGCUCUGGCCAGAACUGUUCAUCCAUAUCUUCACCGCCGAGACCUUCAACGCCAUGCCCAUGGCCCAGCAGACUUCAUGUGCCGGGAAAUGGCAACUAUGAGAAGAAAUUCCCCUGGUUUGUGUCUUGGGGCAGGAAGUGAGAAGAUGGUGGUGUUUGAUAUGAGCUCAGAAGGCUGUAAAGUGAAGAAUUAAUACGGGAGAUUUUUUUUUUUUUUUUUUUUUUUUGGAAAAAGAAAUUGUCUCCCAUCUUGGAGAUGCGUUCAUAUUUUUGUUUUUUUGUGUUUUUGAGUCAUUUCAGUUGUUUCUAAUACACCCCAUGUAAAGGUCUGCUAUUAGAGAGAACGGGCGGAUAGAAAGGCUGAGCUUCCAUUCAUUAACAAGACAUAAGACAACCAUAAUUGGAAGUAAAAGGAAUUUUGAAUUGAGGAAAGUGCAAUUUUGUUGGAAAGCUGUCAGAUUGUUAAAUAUCUUUUGUAAGAUAGAUCAUUGCAGUGAAUGUUGAAAAGUAUAUCUCUAUAUAUAUUUUUCUUCCUAGUCCAUUCACACCUCUGGGACUCUAAAAUAUCGGGGUACAAAAAUAGAACAAAUAGCCUAGUGUGAAAUAGAGGGAGCUGUAUGUGCUUUUUUUUUUAUUUUUAUUAUUAUUAUUAUUAUUAUUAUUAUGUUUGUUCAUCUUUGUAAAUUUGUUGGUAUUGUAGAAGAAAUAUCCCUUUAAGAAAAUUUAAACAAUCAAUUUUAAACAUUUUGACAACUUCAUCCACACAUUGACAUUAGACUGCUGUGCAAGUUUGUUUCCAAAAUCAGCUAAUUAACUUAUUUUAAUGAAGCACAUAAUGUAGGAGCAGUUAGCUGUUCGUCAUAUCUCAUCAGGCCAACUCCAUUGCGUGUAACAUAAGAAAGAUUCGAUCAUAUCAGCAGCUUCAGACAUGGUUGGUUAUGAAGAGCUCUCAGAAUAGGAACACUAAUCUGUGGUCAGUUUAUAUAUUUUUUGAUGUUCUAUAUGGACGAAUCCCAGCACUCUUACUCUUAAACCCUUUCUACGUUCAGUAUGGUCCUUUUUCUUCUUUAGCUGAAAGCUCUUGUGCCUGUUCUGUGACCACAGACUGGUAGUCGAUGCCGGGGUGACACAACAACAACAACAAAAAACAACAACUUCUGUAACCUUUUAUGAAAGUGUUAUACAAAAUAACAAAGAAAAAAAAACAAAUGACUGAAGAAGAUCAGACAAAAACACGAAUGCAACCGCAGAGCGAAGCCUUUCUUAAUUCAUUUGCUUCGCAUGCGAUUUAACCGUUAUUCUUCAUUCGACUUUUGACUUUUGUUUCCUACAGUACGUAUAUAAUAAAUACACUUACACCUGACUCAUCCACUAUUGAUCAAAUCUCAGAAAAGUAAGAAAAAAGAAAAACACACAAAAAAAAAUAAAAAAAUCUGCAUGUUCUAGUGUUAGUGACAAAUUUUUACAUAGAUUAUGUAGAGAUAAAGUAGUGUGAAUAAAGACACAAUAUUGUAAUCCCAACUCCAGGCACUUGCCAAAUCGAGUAUUUUGUUUGGCCCCUUAAACGUAGGGUAUUUUUACUGCUGUCCUCACAAUCAACCAGCUAACACGUCUUUGUGGUUCUCCUUAGCGUCUCCUUCACCUUUCUCUAUAUCGUCCCUCCCUCCUUUGAUGCUUUUUUUAAAAAAAAAACAAUCAUUCUUUUUUUUUUUUUUACUUGCAAGAGCAAUUCACUUUCUCCUCUCAAAUUGCUCAGUUGUUCCUCAUCGAUGUGCCUUGGUCUAGUCUUGAGUUGAUUCACAAGUCGCAGUGCAUUUUACUUCCCAGAUCUUUUCCAUCUUGCUGCUACUAUGCAGGGAAUCAGAGAGUGAAGAAGAUAAUAGGAAUAUGUGCUAAUAAUACAUUAAGAGGAGCACUGUGUGAGCCCAGGCCUAGUGAUACAACAUCUAUACAAGACUCAGUCUUGUACUACAGUGUUAAUCAUGCGCAGGCACUUAUUAGUUGUAUAGUCAAUAGGAAAUGAAUCAUUGAUUAGUGUAACUGUUAUCAUUCUGACACCCAGGCCCUUUUUAGCUAGUGUAUUGAUAUUUAUGGAUGUUGCUGCAAUUAUUUCUAAAUGGAAACAACCUUUUUUUUUUUUUAGUCUUCCUGUUUUUGUUCCCAGAACAGUAAAAUAAGGGGGGAAAUGAAUGAAUGAAUUAAUUAAUUAAUUAAUAUGCAAUACCUGCUUGCACUCAUUUAGAUGUCCUUUUCAUCCUUUCUUUUUUUUUUUUUUAACCAAAGUUAGUGUUGCACUUGACUGGCUGGUUGGCAGAUUUGCUUUUUCAUUCAAACUCCACACCGGUCAUGUUUGGGAAUUCUACUUUCUUUGCGCUUGACCUAAAUGACUAUUCACGUAUUAGGCUUCCUCUUUCUUUUUCCUUUUGGUCACAAGCAAGCCUUAAAACAAGGAAAAAUUUCUCUCCAGUACGACAAUGUUUAACAUACGUGCAUUUAAGCAUUUAAGAAAUUGCGAAAACGCCCAUUUUAUGUACAUGUUGAUCUUCCAUAAUAACCAGUUUUCUUGUCUAUUCCAUAUAUAUCAUUUAAGAAAAAAAAAUAUCAAGAAAAUUUUCCAAGUGUUUGAUAUGGCGUUUUAGUGGUUACACUUGUGUGUGGAUUGUGUGUGCUUUCUUUUUUUCUAUUAUUUUUUAUUAGUGUGUCAGGUUUUUUUUUGUUAUUGUUAUCGUUGUUGGGGUUUUUUUUUCAUUGUCCUUGCCUACCCUUUAGUAAUGAGUUGGGCAUUAUUUCCUUAUCUGCACUAAAUAUGAAAGAAUGACAGUUAUGAGGAUUUUUAAUAAAUAAAUAAAUAAAUAAAACAGCUUCCAGGGCUUAAACGAGCAAAGGGAAAAAAAACUGAUUUGAUUGCACGGACAUUUAAAAAUUUUUUUUUUUUUUUUUGUCACAGAACCUUAGUUUAGUUUAGAGCAGCCUAGCAUCUAAUCAGCAGGAUAUCUGGCUGUGUGUGUAAAAUAAUGAAAAAAUUGCAACCUUUUUAAAGAAAGACAAAAAAAGAGAAAAAGAAUAUAAAAGCAAUAGCUUGGGCAGUCUCUUUUGUUGUUGUGUUGUGUGUGUAAUUUUUUAGUUAGUUAGUUUUGUUUUGAGGGGGGUUACAAACAGAGUUUUUGGGAGAAGAAGAACAAAUCUAAUUGAAAUUGAGAAGAGAGCUAGGACUAGGACGCCGCUGAGUAUGGGAGAUCUGUUGUUUGUAUAUUGUAUAGUUUUAUUAAUUACACUGAUUUUAAAGCUGCCCUAUUUUAUAAUGCAGGACUUUUGUAACAUUGAUUAAAUGAGGAAAAACUAGUGUUGUGAAUUUUUGCAUCGUUUGUAAUAAGGCCACAUUAAUAGAACUUGUUUUUUUUGUUUAUUUGUUUGUUUUGUUUUCGUUUGUUUGUUUGUUUGUUCGUUCGUUCGUUCUCUGGGGAACUGGAUUUAAGUUGAAAACUUUCCUGUUUCCUGAUUUAUCUUUUUUUUCUUUCGCUUUCCUUUUUGUAUGUAUUUAAAGACAUUUUUGUUUGGUUGGGUUUUUUUUUUCUUCUUUCUUUUGAUGGUAUAGAAUAUUUCCUAUACUUGAAAAGUAUAAGGUAUUGAGGUGAAAGCCCCAUUGUAAAUGGAUGUUACAAGUAUGCUUGCUGUAUGUUUUGAAGGUUCUUUGUUGCAUCAGUGUUGAUGAAGCUAAAUUUAGUUAAUUCUGAGGAUGUUGGUAAGAAACGAGAGCGUUUUUAUGCAUUUUAAAAUUAGUUUUAGGCAGAAGACAAUGACAUAGACAGCCAAAGGAUGCCCCUAUUAUAAAUGCAUCUAGGCAUCUUUUUGUGUUCACCAUUCCAUGCAGGAAAAUAAACAGCUUGAUAUGCAACAUGA
This is a messenger RNA of Ictalurus furcatus (blue catfish), 6787 nucleotides long. RefSeq names its product nuclear factor I/A (gene nfia). Gene Ontology annotation, cellular component: nucleus. Bases 812 to 2206 code for a protein of 464 amino acids. The transcript is spliced from 10 exons. The record is from RefSeq and is a predicted model, not a curated record. Gene Ontology annotation, molecular function: RNA polymerase II cis-regulatory region sequence-specific DNA binding; DNA-binding transcription factor activity, RNA polymerase II-specific. Gene Ontology annotation, biological process: regulation of transcription by RNA polymerase II. NCBI's taxonomy places the organism in Eukaryota, Metazoa, Chordata, Actinopteri, Siluriformes, Ictaluridae.